GAUAGAACAUAAUAACAAUCGGGAAUGAGUACAGUAAUAUUUUGGUUACAUUAGCAGGCAGACGAUGGGUUCUUCGAAUUAUGUUGGUUUUGCUCUGUUUCUUUCGGUCAUUGCUUUGAUUAGUCCUCUGUUUUACGCCGUGGAAGUCUCCCACGAUGGUCGGGCCAUUACCAUAGAUGGCGAACGCAGAAUCUUGCUCUCUGGUUCCAUUCACUAUCCCCGAAGCACUCCAGAGAUGUGGCCUGAUCUGAUCAAAAAAGCAAAGGAAGGUGGGCUCGAUGCAAUCGAGACGUAUGUAUUCUGGAAUGCCCAUGAGCCAGUUCGUCGUCGAUACGAUUUCAGUGGGAACAAUGAUCUCAUAAGAUUUCUCAAAACCAUUCAAUCUGAAGGUCUCUACGCUGUUCUCCGGAUUGGACCUUAUGUUUGUGCUGAAUGGAAUUACGGUGGAUUUCCUUUAUGGUUGCACAAUAUGCCUGGCAUUGAGCUUCGGACGGCGAACGAUGUUUUCAUGAAUGAGAUGCAAAAUUUCACGACCUUGAUCGUAGAUAUGGUUAAACAAGAGAAACUUUUUGCAUCACAAGGAGGGAACAUUAUUCUAGCUCAGAUUGAGAAUGAAUAUGGCAAUGUCAUGGCAUCGUACGGAGCUGCCGGAAAAGCAUACGUAGAUUGGUGUGCGAACAUGGCCGAAACGUUAGACGUCGGAGUUCCGUGGAUUAUGUGCCAACAAGAUGAUGCACCCCAGCCAAUGAUAAAUACGUGCAAUGGAUUUUAUUGUGAUUCAUUCACACCAAACAAUCCCAACAGCCCUAAGAUGUGGACUGAAAAUUGGACUGGAUGGUUUAAGAAUUGGGGUGGUAAAGAUCCACAUAGGGCUGCAGAGGAUGUUGCUUAUGCUGUUGCACGUUUUUUCCAGAGGGGGGGCACUUUCCAAAAUUACUACAUGUACCAUGGUGGGACUAAUUUUGGGAGAACGGCGGGCGGUCCAUACAUUACCACGUCAUAUGACUAUGAUGCUCCUAUCGACGAAUACGGCAAUUUGAAUCAACCUAAGUGGGGGCAUCUGAAGCAGCUUCAUGGUGUGCUGAAAUCAAUGGAAAGGACACUCACACAUGGGAACAUUACCAACACUGAUCAAGGGAAUGGCGUUUCGGUUACGAUCUAUGCCACUAAUGAAACAUCAAGUUGCUUCAUUGGUAAUACAAACACAACCGGUGAUGCCAUCGUCACAUUCCAAGAAAGCGAAUAUAGCGUACCUGCUUGGUCUGUCAGCAUUCUCCCUGACUGCAAAAAUGAAGCAUAUAACACAGCGAAGUUGAAUACGCAAACAAAUGUCAUGGUAAAAAGGGAAAACCAAGCAGAAAGUGAACCAGUUGCUCUGCGUUGGACAUGGAGGCCUGAGACCACUAAUGACACUGUUCAACUUGGAAAAGGUCACGUGGCAGCAAGUCAUUUGGUCGAUCAAAAAGUAAUUGACGACAUUUCGGAUUACCUAUGGUAUAUGACAAGCGUGAAUAUCAAAGAAGAUGACCCACUUUGGAGUGACGAUAUGUCAAUUAGAGUGAAUGGCACUGGUCAUAUGCUUCACGCUUACCUCAAUGGAGAAUACAUAGGUUCUCAUUGGGCGACAUAUGGAAUUUUCAACUACGUUUUCGAGAAGAAAGUGAAGUUGAAUCCUGGAAAAAACCAAAUCACAUUGCUAAGUGCUACUGUUGGAUUCCAGAACUAUGGUCCAAAAUUCGACAUGAUAGAAUCUGGAUUACCCGGUCCUGUUGAGUUAAUUGGGAGAAAGGGUGAUGAGAGCGUUAUUAAGGAUUUGUCAUCGCAUAAAUGGACAUACGAGGUUGGGUUGCAUGGUCUUGACAACAAGGUGUACAGUUUAGAUUCGCGAUAUGCGUCAAAAUGGCAAGCAGAGAAUCUCCCGAUCAACAGGAUGAUGACAUGGUACAAGACGACAUUCAAAGCUCCAUUGGGUACAGAUCCAGUGGCAUUGGAUUUGCAAGGCAUGGGAAAAGGUGAAGCUUGGGUCAAUGGCCAGAGUAUCGGCCGAUAUUGGCCAAGUUACUUGGCUGAAGAAGAUGGCUGUAGUACCGAGCCUUGUGAUUAUCGCGGUGAAUACGGCAGUAGCAAAUGUGUUUCGAACUGUGGGCAACCUACACAAAGAUGGUACCAUGUCCCUCGUUCUUUUAUGACCAACGACGUGAAUACAUUGGUAGUUUUCGAAGAAUUAGGAGGCAACCCAUCGCUUGUUAACUUCCAAACUGUCGCGGCCGGGACUAUUUGUGGAAAUGCCUAUGAGAACGAAGAUAUGGAAUUGUCAUGCCAAGGUCGCCCCAUUUCUGCUAUUAGUUUUGCAAGUUUUGGUGACCCGCAAGGAUCUUGUGGUUCAUUCUAUAAAGGCAGUUGUGAAGGAGGGAACGGCGCUUUGGACAUUGUGCGAAAGGCAUGUGUUGGGAAGGAGAACUGUUCAAUUCAAGCCUCCGAGGAUGUUUUUGGGUCCACAAAUUGCAGCAGUACGGCUAAGAGGCUCGCGGUGGAGGCUAUUUGUUGAUUUUUGUUACGAGAUAAUUAGUAGUAGUGCUUAGUGAAUACUACUAGUUUGAUAGGGAUACCGAGGAUUUUGGUUUUUC
Molecule: messenger RNA, 2627 nt
Organism: Rhododendron vialii
Lineage: Eukaryota; Viridiplantae; Streptophyta; Magnoliopsida; Ericales; Ericaceae
Product: beta-galactosidase 15-like
Exons: 17
Coding region: 65-2548 (827 amino acids)
Biological process (GO): carbohydrate metabolic process
Cellular component (GO): cell wall; vacuole
Molecular function (GO): carbohydrate binding; beta-galactosidase activity
Source: RefSeq, a predicted model, not a curated record